GUGCAGUACAGCAUCAAUAGCACGAAGAAUCAGCGACUCCAGCGAGGAGAACGAGUCUACGUGCGUGUGCAGAAAUAAAAACACCUUUGAUACAGUUUGGCGAAACAACAUGUAAUAGAGGAUUGUUGAAUGCGAUUGUUAACACAUGUUAACAGUUCAGUUUGGUAAAACUGCGAGUGAACAAUAACAUUCAACGAAAUAUUGCGCUAUAUUUAUCGAUGUCGAGAUACAUCGUAGUGCACAUCGCUCGCCAUUGUUACAUGGAGAAACUACGGAGGCAGCGAAUACACAUAAAAUCGCAAAACUUUUUGUACGACAAAAUAUCGUACAGCUUAUAAGUGUGCACUUUUGUGAUCUGGGAAUUAGGUUAGUUUCGCUAGGCGAGCAACAUGGCGAGUUAAAGAGUGUUCGUUUUAUCGAGCCCACGAGCAUAGAUAUUCGUUCAUACUUCGGAUAUUUUACUUGCACGCUCGAAACCUAGCGAAUUUGCACCGUCAUUUAUCCCAUUUUCCAUCAACGAUCAUUCGGCCAUACACUUUUCGGUUUUUACGUGAGGCUGCCUGCGCCAGGCAAUCUUCCUCACGAUGGAGAAUAAGGCGGGAACCCUCGUGCUUUGAUCUUUUUUAUAUCAAUCAAACUGACAAAUAAGCUCGGCGGAAAAUUAUUCCCCUUCCCGAUCGUCGUACUUGUGCGGUACACAUGUUCCACAUGUCGAAGCACAGUGUUCAUCGGUAAUAUACUUGUCAGCGCCAUGAAAUUGAAUCUGUAAAAACUUGUGUGCACACUGUCCAGAGUUUAGAUGCUUCUAAGGAGUGCACUGCAUUGUUGAAUUUGAAUUACUAAACAUGAAGUUAAAAUACUCCUUACGUACUUAAGAUCUACAAAUGAGAUGUACAGCUUUUGUAAAGUACAACAGUAUACAGACUACAACAACGAAUUGAGAUAACGGCAUAAUCUAAUGCCUUACAUCAUUUGUUUGAUCAUUUUCCAUUCUACUUACAUUUACUUUUGAUAGACGAAUUGUGAUAGCAACAUAAACAUAAGAAGCAUAAGAUUAUUAGAAUUUAGUUAGAUAUCAAAAAUUGUUGAUUCUUGAUUACUUAAAACUUAGGUAAUCGCAAAAAUAAAAAAAAUUCUUGAUUUAGACUGAAGUAAUUGCAAAUUAAUGAGCAAAAUGGAUAAUGCAAACGUCGAAAACCUUGAGAUAAAGGAAAAAAAGGAAAUAAAGGAAGAAAUUCCAAAUGCUAGUGGCAAGAUAAAAGUGAAGAGACUUGACCAGAUACUGGAGAUGGACCCAUUGUUAAAAAGUACUAAUGACGAUGUGCAGCGUGCAAUCAAGGGUCUUAGGGAAAUACCAGAUGAAGAGCUGAAGGAGUUCCUCGACGACGAAGACUUUAUGGAAGGACUGGAUGUUGUGGACGCAUGGGAAAGAGAUGAAGAUAAAAACCGUGAGAACGAGCAAAACAAAAACACAACAGGAUCUGCAAAGCAGGGAGAGAAGCAAUUGUCUAGGGAACAUCGCCCAGAGCCUAAAGGAUCUCAUACGAAAAGCCACAAGAAACCAAAGAAAGAAGAGAAAAAACGCGAGGAGGUUCGUCGGGAUCCUUUGAAGAGCACCAAGGACAUUGAAAGGGACAAGAUGCGAACGAAGAGAGACACCGAAAGCAAGCUUCUUGCCGAAAAGGAGAAGGCGAUCAAGCACUUGUUGGACUCUGACAACGUAGUCCCACCUGGCACGGAAACUGAAGCUAUCCAAAGCAUCGCGGAGAAACAGAGUAGAGAACGAGCUCAACGUGAAGCACGAAAUAGAGACCAUCGCAAGAGCAAAUCGUUGGAACGUUAUGGAAGACAGAGUCCAUCACGGCGUAGAACUCCUGAUCGAUUUCGGCCGAGUCCCCCACGACGAAGAAGUCCUUUCGUCGCAAGUCCUGAUCGUCGUAGGAGCGUAGAAAGACUUAAAAGUCCUUACAAAUACAGCCCAAGUAGACGAAAAAAUUCACCACGAUACGACCGAAGAAGUCCCAUAAGUCCAGAUCGACGAAGAAGUCCUAGACGACUUAGCGGAGAACGGCGAUCCAGCACAGAUAGAAGAUGGAGUCCCGGUGAGCGACUUCGUAAGAGACGCUCUGAUUGGACGAAUGAACGCCGGAGAAGCCGAUCUCGUGAUCGAAGGAGUCGCAGUACGGAACGUUUAAGAAGACGAUUGAGCCGUUCACCAGGAGGCAGACGAUCGAGCCGUUCACCAGUAAGCAGACGAUACAGCCCCCGUCGCCGAAGUCGCUCGCGUACACGUAGCAGAUCAUUGGAGAAGCGCACCAGGAAGCGUUCACCUUUCAUCAACGAAUUAGCAAGACAAUUAAGAAACGAAGCGAUGUCAACUGGCGUGAGUACAAGUGGAUACGUGCCAUCCGCGACGAUGGAAGGAAUUGCACCGUUGCUCAACCCGCCUACAUUUAAGCAAGAUGUAGAACCUAGGCCACCAACGCAGCCACCACCACAGCCGCCGCCACCACCACCGUCUCCGUACGUUCAUCAGACGUGUUCAACGCCAUCAUCAUCGACUAUGAUACCACCUAUGCCAAGCGGACCACCGUUCAUAAAUUUUGAUCUUAUGUCGCGAGCUGCAACACCGAUAAUGAAUUUCGAACCUAUGCCCCCACCAUCUCUAGUCCCAACCAUAACUCCAACCAGUUAUGCGUCCGGUCCUGUCCUUUACAAUCAGCCGAAUGCUGCUGCACCUCCGCCACCGGUGAUAUGUUCACCGAUGCUUCCUAUACCGACACCCUCGCCGCAGCCUGUACCUCCUCCGGUGAUGGAUCAUACGCGUAUGUCGUAUAAUUCGUCGUAUACCGUACCCUUUGCGCAACAAUCAUCAGUUCAAUUUGAACCUCCAAAAAAACCUUUAAACCACUUAAUUACAUCCUCCACAUCGUCACAAAGUUACACAGAACAAAGACCAGCGUCAUCGUCAUACAACGAAGUUUACUCUCCGCAUCAGGAACGAGUGAAGACACCCGAACCGCCAAUCAUCUCCAAACCAAAACAAAAAACCAGCUUAUCCAGUCUAUUGGAAGCGUCUGUUUCGGCUAAAGAUUCAUCUAAUAUACCGGUGCUAUAUCCAGGAUUCAAACCUGAAAUAAUGCGACAUUGCGAACAAGCAUUAUGCAACCUUCCGAUAGAGGAUCCGCGUUUGAAAAUGAAGGGUAGAUUUUUCUACGAUCGCACCGAAGAAAACGAAGAAAGUACCAAAGACGUUUCCGAAGACCAUACAUCGAAUUCGAUACUUUUGCAGACAAGCAAAACCAAAAUAUUUUGGAAAGAGAGCAACGCAGAACAGCCAGUACCGGUUCCGAAAGCAACUCAAACGCAUAAUAAGAUCUGUCAAACAGAUGAAGUGGAAACAGAAAGCAAGGGCGUACAAGUACGUGUUACAAUGGCUGACGUUGCGUCGCAAGUUUAUCCGGACGAUCUUCAGCAGAUAAAAGAAGAAAAGCGGCCGAUACUGGAUCGUUUAGAUUGGAGCGCACGAGAUACAUAUGAAUAUGGAUCCAAGUAUCGCGAUGCAGAUGAUCUGAGAUGUAGACUAAGUAAUUCUUCGCAGAGACGUACUUUAAACAGGCAGAUGUCUCCUUCUAGAAGAUCUGAACAAGAGCGACAUAUAGACUCUAUGGAUCAUGAAUCUAGAAACGUGAGGUUGGAAUCUCCUAUUAGACACCAUAGCAGAGAUGAUUUUGCUCCUAAUGCACGUGAUCACUAUAGUCGUGACAGAUAUUCGCCGGAUUAUCAUAGACGUUCUACGGAACGCGACGAAUAUCUUGACACAAGAAGCAAUCAUAGCCGUGGAGAAAGCCCAAUGGAAUUAGAAGACUCCGACGAUGAAUUGAUGACUGGUCAUACAUUUCCAAGAGGAUCUGUAGAGUGGCCAGUGGGAAGAGAAAAAAGCUUAAGGGGUAAAAGUCAUAAUUUGCGAGGAAAGUAUAUAGGAAAACCAUAUCGAAGUCGUGGAAACUUUCGGGGAUAAACAUUCCAAGUAUGAAUUUAUGGUGAACAACAGUGAAAAAAUAAUGAUACAGUAUAUGUUCAAAUAUCUGUGAUCAAAGGAUUAUUUGUGCAUACUACGCUGGAAUGGGCAUCAGUGUUCGCAAAAACAUCAUAUCACCAUCUGUCUUUUCUUAUAUUAUGAAAGUUGUUAUAAUCAAAAUGAUAUAUGUGCUUACAUGUAUUCUUACGUUGUAAGAUCAUGAUAACGCUAACACUUCGACUUUUGUCGUUUUGUUCGCUAUUUUUACUGUAUAUUACUACAAUAAUACAUUUAAUGUAAGAAAAAUACAAUCUCGCAACUAAGAAAACACAGUAUAUGUAAUAAAGAUAUAAUAAAACAAUUAAAACAAGAAUAAUAAAAAUUA
Messenger RNA from Solenopsis invicta (red fire ant), 4406 nucleotides. RefSeq names its product serine/arginine repetitive matrix protein 1. The record is from RefSeq and is a predicted model, not a curated record. The coding region runs from base 1166 to 4021 and encodes 951 amino acids. The transcript has 7 exons. Lineage: Eukaryota; Metazoa; Arthropoda; Insecta; Hymenoptera; Formicidae.